AUGAAUUGCACUUAUCAUAUCAAAAGUCCAAUAUCUUUGAUAUGUAUAGCUCCGCACAAGUGUUAAAGGAAACUAUGUGUUGAAUGUAUGUAUGACCAUGGAGUGGAUGUCAAGCAAACAGUUCCCAUUAAUAAAUUUCAGGAUAUGGCUAUGAAGAAAUUAACAGAGUCCAAGCUUGAUGACACAUCUAAGUUAACUGAAUAGAGAAUGGCCUUUAAGUCCUUACUCUCUCAAACCGAAUAAAUGAUGAAGAAAAUUAUGGAAGAAUUAUCACAAUCUAUCAAAUAAGUAUACGAUUAGAUUGAAAAGGAAAACUAAUUAUACUUAAACCUCAUUAAUGAAAACACCAAUCUAGCUUAAUCCUCUUACAAUGAUUUAGAAAAAUUAGUAAACAUUGUAGAAGGCUCAACUUUAAAUAAUUGGAAUGCCGAGAAGAAUUUUUACAUGAUAGAAUUAGAGGAGAUCAAGAGUUGGUGGGACUAACAUAUACAAACUUUUAUUGAAAAGUCUAACCUAGAAAUCCAAUAGAUUCAAUCAUUAAUUAAGUAAUUAUUAUAUAUUAUCAUCUAGGGAAGAAGAAGAAGUUUAUUAAAUGAAGGAAGAUCUUUAUGAGAUGCUAACCUACAUCCAGGAUAUAGAUGAAUCUUUCUAUUAGAAGAUU
Paramecium primaurelia is the source of this 661-nucleotide messenger RNA. NCBI's taxonomy places the organism in Eukaryota, Ciliophora, Oligohymenophorea, Peniculida, Parameciidae. The record is from the annotation of a GenBank genome assembly.